UAUGUUCUGCAAAAUAAAACCCUUUUUCACGAAGGUCAACGCCACCGUCUGCCUUGUGCGACCUCAACCGCCCCGCCUCUUCAGCGUUCCUCACUUCUAUCUCUAUCAUUUCAUUUUCCUUUGAAACUGUAAUUCCAGUCUUGCAUGUCAAUCGUUUUGUUUUCCUUUGAAACUGUAACUCCAUUCUUUCAAUGUUCUCUCUUUCAAUUGAAGUCCCACUACUUUCCCGUGUUACUUGAAUUCCUAUAUAAUGCUUUCCACUUGAUCUCUCUUCUGCAUCAUAAAUCUCAAAUCUCUCUCUUUUACUAUUUCUUAUUUCUUUCUAAGUUUUUAGUUUUAGUGUCGGGAAAAAACAAACCCUUUGUUACGGUCAUGGCGGUGAUGAACGGCUGCAGGGCGGCGAAGCGAGCGAGGCGUUGCAACAGAAUCUCUGCCGAUCUCUACGAUUUCUCUACUUUCCCCUCCGAUCACACCAACGGCGGUGAUUCCACCACCACCCAAGCGUGUGUCACUUUCCCUCAUCGACGCUCUUCUCGAGCUUGAUGACGUGGCAGAUCAUGCUCAGGCCUGGGGAUUCGCCGGACGGUGCUUCAGAUCUCUCUUCUAGGGUCAUCUCUCUCGACGUUGUGGAGGAGGAUGUCACGAGAUCCUCUAGAUCUGUCUACUGUGACCACUGCCGAGUCGUUGGUUGGAGUAGUCAUCCAUUGUGCAGAAAGAGGUAUCACUUCAUCAUAAGGUCUCGAGGAGACACUAAGGCUUGCUCGAGGUGUGGAAUUACUCAGAAUUUCUCUGAAGGCAGCAACUGCAAGUGGUGCAGCUUGGCUCUGGAUAUUGAAGACUGGGUUUACUCUCAGUUGAAGACAACACUCACCUCCUUCACGGUGUCAUCCAUUCCAACAGCUUUGCUCAUCUCUUGUCUCUCAACGGGAGGGAAGGUGGCUCUGUUUUUUUUACUCGUCGUUCCAUUAUGGACUUUUGGGACAGGCUUACAAAAAAAAAAAACAUACAAGGUUGAUGCAUGCUCUUUAUUAGACCUUGUAGUAGAGUGGAUUAGGGAGCUUAAAAGUCCUUCUCCCAGGGCUGUCCUUAGCCAAAUCAACCCAUUGGUCUCCAAUGUUCCCAAUGAUAGUGUGGCCAUUCCUCUCCAGAUUCUUCCUCUCCUCUGACUUGAAGUUCGCUAUCUCCUUGCUCGAGCCUGUUGGCCUACGUUUCCCCACAUAUACAUAUAUCGAUGUAAACUUAUAUUAUAUAUAUUUAA
This is a messenger RNA of Camelina sativa (false flax), 1258 nucleotides long. The record is from RefSeq and is a predicted model, not a curated record. Lineage: Eukaryota; Viridiplantae; Streptophyta; Magnoliopsida; Brassicales; Brassicaceae.